AACAGGGGCUAAAAAUAAUUUCGUGUUUUGUGAUGGUUUCGUGCUCAAGGAAAGUCACAGCUUGACGAUUAUGAUAGAGGUGCUGUGAGUAAACAAACAAACAAUGGGAAAUACAGGACUAGGGAAGCAUAAAGAUGUGCACAACUCAGAUUCUACUUUAGAAUUUGAAACUGGCAAGAAAAUGUUCCCCAGUGAGCAAGAAGCUAAGAUGAUUUUAUCAGCAAGGGAACCAGAAAUUGAUGAUCAUAGUGAUUAUGACUAUGAUGAUGACUCUAUGGAAGGGGAGCCACCACAAAAAAGAACAGUACCAACAGUGUUUACCUGGGAGAAUGGUGGCAGAGAAGUCUUACUUUCUGGGAGUUUUAAUGACUGGAAAACAAGAAUCCCUAUGAACCUAAGCCAAGGGGAAUUCUCAACAAUAAUUGAGCUGCCUGAAGGCGAGCAUGAGUACAAGUUUUGUGUUGAUGGCCGCUGGAUUCAUGACCCAAAUGCUCCAACCACAAACGACAAUUUUGGGGGCAGAAACAAUGUCAUUAAUGUAAAGAAGUCUGACUUUGAAGUGUUUCAAGCUCUGGAGUCUGAUGCUACUGCCAGUAUUGGUUCUGCUGGCUCGAUCAGUAAGUAUAGACAACCUUAAGUUAUAGACUUCUCCUUUAAGACUUCUUGUAUCAAUGUGGAUCAUCAAUUAAUGGACAUCUUAAAGUUGUCUUUAUAAUACAGAUUAUUCAGUUCUAGAAAAUAUCGAUAAUUCCCCCACAGAAGGGAAUGGAAUUUCCUGGGGGGUGG
Messenger RNA from Orbicella faveolata, 786 nucleotides. Its product is annotated as 5'-AMP-activated protein kinase subunit beta-1-like. The record is from RefSeq and is a predicted model, not a curated record. NCBI's taxonomy places the organism in Eukaryota, Metazoa, Cnidaria, Anthozoa, Scleractinia, Merulinidae. Gene Ontology annotation, cellular component: nucleus; nucleotide-activated protein kinase complex; cytoplasm. Gene Ontology annotation, biological process: signal transduction. Gene Ontology annotation, molecular function: protein kinase binding.